This is a messenger RNA of Diaporthe amygdali, 1212 nucleotides long. Its product is annotated as pol ii transcription elongation factor subunit. Gene Ontology annotation, cellular component: Cdc73/Paf1 complex. Gene Ontology annotation, molecular function: RNA polymerase II complex binding. The transcript has a single exon. Gene Ontology annotation, biological process: positive regulation of transcription elongation by RNA polymerase II; transcription elongation by RNA polymerase II. The record is from RefSeq and is a predicted model, not a curated record. Lineage: Eukaryota; Fungi; Ascomycota; Sordariomycetes; Diaporthales; Diaporthaceae. Bases 1 to 1212 code for a protein of 403 amino acids.
AUGGCUGCAGCAGCACAGGACCCCCUUCUACUGUUUCGACAGGCAAUCGCAUCAGGCCAAACCGUCACCCCCGUUGCUGGCGAUUCGACCGACGAGGCGCCUCUGUCACAAGCUACGGCAAUCCGAUUCGCAGACUCUACAGCUCUCCCGAUCGAGUCACCGACGCGAUUCCAGCCUGAUGAGUCCACUACGAUAGAUUUGCGCUCCAUCUACUUCGCCUGGGUCAACCGAGACCUCGCCAUCCCCGACUACAAUGCCGCGGCGACCGCGCUGAACGAGGAAUUGGCCGCCAAGGGGCUGGGAGCCACCGUCCACAAGCUCGCCUUCGUCGAGCGCGUCGACCUCAUCACAUGGCUCGAGGGUGGUGGCGAGAGCGAAUACAUCAAGAAGCUGCCAGGCGACGCAGCGCCCGCAGCGGCCGAGGCGCUUAAGAGCUCGUCUCAGCCCACCGCGUCCGCGCGCGCGGGCAAGGGUUCGCUGGACCCGAGGCUGCAGCAGAUCUACGCUGGGGAACGCAAGAUGGGGGACCGCAACACCGUUCUGAGGGGCGUGAAGCCCAUCGACUUCUCGGGCGUCCGCAAGCACACGAUGCUGUUCACGGCGAGGAAAGCGGGCCAGCCAGCGCCCGUGGCCGCCGCGGGCACGGCGCUCUCGAUCAACCAGAAGCCGGCCAAGCGGCCGGACCCUAUUAUCCUGCUGUCACCAUCGGCUUCUUCGCUCUUGCGUAUCUCCAACGUGCGCUCUUUCCUCGAGACGGGGCGGUACGAGCUGCCGGAGAGCGGAUCGACGGCGACGAUGCUCAACAUCAUGCGCGUGAUGCGCGAGAUCGACCCCAACCGCGCGAUGCGCUUCAUCCUGGUCGAGGGCCCCGAGAACUUCAAGCCCGAGUACUGGAACCGCGUGGUCGCCGUCUUCACGACGGGUCAGCCGUGGCAGUUUAAGAACUACAAGUGGAGCAACCCCAACGAGCUGUUCAAGCACGUCCUGGGCGUCCACGUCGGCUGGCGCGGCGACCAGACCCCGGAUAACAUCCGGAACUGGGGCCACCGUGUCCAGUGCUUCACCGUCGACAAGUGGAGGGACCCCGGCCUGCCUGGUGCAGAGGCUAGUCGGUUCCGUGACAGAGAAGUGGUCGAGAGCAUCUGGAAGCAGAUCGAGAUCAACAUGAGGUCCAAGGGCUGGAGGCGAGACGCGGCUCCCGCGUCUAUUUGA